GCUCGUACAAAAGCUUAGGAUUCUGUGCCGAGCACUGUUUGUGUUUAUUUGUAACUCUUGAGUAGUAUAUUCUUUGAUUUGUAAUGUGCUUACACUUGUUUCAUGAAUACUUGUAAUUUUUCAUUAAGUACUGUUUGUUAAUUUAUUCGUACAACUUAACUACACCGUUAUCAAAAUGUAUUUAAGAUAUUAUUUAAACGAAAAUGGUGAUAGGCAAUAUACGUUAUCUACCAUUGAUCCACAUGGAAAACCUACUUUAUCAGCACAUCCGGCUCGUUUCUCCCCAGAAGAUAAAUAUUCAAGACAAAGAAUAACAAUUAAGAAGAGAUUUGGACUAUUACUAACACAGCAACCUGAGCCUAUUCAUUAAUAUUAUAAGUAAUUGUUGUUUUUUCACAGAAAACUAAUAAUAUACAGAUUUCAAGAUGAUGUGAUAAAAGAAUGUAUUUAAUUUAAACCACCUCAUG
Molecule: messenger RNA, 467 nt
Organism: Achroia grisella
Lineage: Eukaryota; Metazoa; Arthropoda; Insecta; Lepidoptera; Pyralidae
Gene: Nop10
Product: H/ACA ribonucleoprotein complex subunit 3
Exons: 3
Coding region: 176-370 (64 amino acids)
Biological process (GO): ribosome biogenesis; snRNA pseudouridine synthesis; positive regulation of telomerase RNA localization to Cajal body
Cellular component (GO): box H/ACA snoRNP complex; box H/ACA telomerase RNP complex
Molecular function (GO): telomerase RNA binding; box H/ACA snoRNA binding
Source: RefSeq, a predicted model, not a curated record